Molecule: messenger RNA, 2385 nt
Organism: Cyphellophora europaea CBS 101466
Lineage: Eukaryota; Fungi; Ascomycota; Eurotiomycetes; Chaetothyriales; Cyphellophoraceae
Exons: 2
Coding region: 1-2385 (794 amino acids)
Cellular component (GO): cytoplasm; nucleus
Source: RefSeq, a predicted model, not a curated record
AUGUUUAUGGUCAAGAAUUUCACCAAAUACCUCUUCGGCGACGGUUCAAAAGAGACAAUCAUCGACAUUCCCCAAGGCCAGCUGUAUCUGGUGCGACCGCUCUCGCCGAAAGGAUAUUCCGAGCUUAUCUACAAAGACGCAGUCGCCACAAUCCGCCGCACGGGCCAAGAUUUCCAGUAUCAGCUUGUCGUACAGCGCGCGUACGAGGAGGGUGAAGAAGAGCUCGGGGAAGAGGAACAAGAACCAGAUGCACUAGACCAGGAUGAAAAGACGUUCUUACUGGACGAGGCACUCCAUUUUCGAUCCGACAAGCGAGGUACUGAGCACGUCUUUGCUUGGAAGGACCUGAGUGGUGAUCCUGGCGACCUCUACGAGUUCAUUUGCGACCCUUCAAUUGCGGCAGAGAAGUCACAGACGUUCCAGCUAGCCGCUAUCGAGUGCCAGUACGAGCGUAAAUAUCGCAAGAAGGCUGAGUUCGCCACGGACGGGGAACUGCAAGAGUUUCAGUUCGACGAGGAGGAGUCAAUACCCAGAGCAACUUCGAUCUCGGAAGAGACUGGUCCGACCUCCAAAGAAUCAGCUGCUCAUAUGGCGAAAGAGGUUAAGCAGUCUAAGAAGAAGCCUAUUGCGGCGGCCAAUACCGCAGCACAGCGAACAGAGGCUCCAGCCGCUCAGCAAGCACCUACUCGGGGCGAAGUCAUCACCAAGAAGUCUGGCGAGCUACAUCUGUUCGACUUUGAGUCGGGUUCUUUCAACCUGAUGGAUUCACAAGUCGCCGUUGCAGUAUCCGACCUGGGCAACUGGAAAUACUGGCUGCAGAUCACAUCUUCGUCUGGUGAAGAACGGCUCGGUCAAGAAGUGUCUGCCGACAUGAGCCCAGUCUUCAAUUUCGAAUAUUUGUCCUUCAUCUGGAAUAACUACACGGAAGACGGCUCUGCUUACUCAUUUCUCCUACGGUUUAAAGAUCGAGAGCAGCUGGAAGACUUCCAAGAAGGUCUGAUGCAGGCACUUUGGGAGCAGUUGAACGAGCAGAAAUGGGGCAAAGUUAAGGACCAGGCCGAGAAGGACUAUGUGUUCGAAGCCUUCAACGAUCUAACCAUGGAUGACGCUCCGCCUACCGAGGAAGAGGAAGAAGAAUCGGAAGACGAAGAGGAAGACGAGCGCCCCCGCAGCGAGCACUACGACAGCGACGAGGCCGAAAGCGAUGUGGAAACUCGCGACAAGGACGGCAAUGUCAACUCUCAACUUGCUGUCGGCGCGAAGAACGACCGUUCGUAUGUCAUUCGCGGCUCCAAGAUCGGUGUUUUCAAACACCUGCCGAACAAACACCUCGAAUUCACCACCAACAUCUCCAAGAUCGAAACUCCGAAGGGAAAACUUUUCAGCCCUAAGAAGGUUAUGCUCCAUGCUGAAGACCAAAACAUGGUUCUUCAGGACGAACUCAACCCGAACUCCCUCUAUCGCAUGGAUCUCGAGUACGGCAAAGUCGUUGAUGAAUGGAAAGUUCACGAUGACGUUCCUGUCAUUGGCUUUGGUCCCGAGACCAAGUUCUCUCAGCAGACUGCUUCUCAGCCCUUUGUCGGGCACUCCCGCAAUGCUCUCUUCCGCCUCGACCCUCGUGUUUCGGGGAACAAGCUUGUCGAGUCUGAUAUGAAGCAAUACGCAUCCAAAAAUGACUUCUCCGCACAAGCAACCACGGAGAAAGGUUACAUUGCUGUAGCUAGCAACAAGGGCGACAUCCGCCUCUUCGAUCGUCUAGGUGUCAACGCCAAAACUCAGGUGCCAGCAUUGGGUGACCCCAUCCUCGGCAUUGAUGUAUCCGCUGAUGGUCGCUGGGUGCUCGGUACCUGCACGAACUACCUCCUCCUCAUCGAUACCUUACAGACCGAUGGCCGCUACGAGGGCAAGCUCGGUUUCGAGCGCUCCUUCGCCAAAGACUCCAAGCCCAAACCUCGUCGCCUGCAGCCGAGCCCUGAGCACAUUGCGCAGAUCCGCCACAUCACAGGGCAGCCUUUGUCGUUCACCCAGGCCAAGUUCAACGUCAGCCCUGAUGGCAAAGAAACCAGCAUCAUCACAUCCACAGGCCCGUACCUGGUGACAUGGAACAUGAAGAAGGUGCUGGAGGGCAAGAAAGAUAGCUACAACAUCAAAAAGUACGGCGAGAACGUCAUGGCGGACAACUUUGAGUACGGCAGCGACAAGAACGUCAUCCUGGCCCUACCGAACGAGGUCGAUAUGGUGAGCCGCAAGAGCUUCAAGCGCCCCACGCGGGAGAGCAUCAUGGCUCCGGGAUCGCGGCUGAGUGCGGGAGGUGUGCCGCAGACGCCGAGGCGGGGCGGUCGCCCGAGUCGGCUGCGGGACGAGGUUGUCAAUUCCCCUUACUAA